UUUGCACCGGCCAAAACAUACCCGCCCAGGCGCCCACCCUGCAAUCACGGAAGGGAACUCAGGCGGCCGUUGGCACCGCUGCGGACCCAUGCGAGGAGGACGAUGAUUCCCGGUUUGUCGAGCGAGGAGUGCGGCAAUCGCGGAUCCUCUCUUCCCACCCUUCCUUCUCUGCGCCCGCCUCCUCUGCCGACGAAAUCCCGCACGGCCACACCUUCCAUCCCCCAGCGCCCCAUGGUGAUCCCCCCUCGCGCGGCCUCUCGGCGGCCGCGGCUUUGGCGCGGCGGCGCCUCCGAGCGAGCGUCGCGCGGCCUCUCGGCGGCGGCGGACCCUCCCUCGCAGGGAGCGCCGUUAGCGGCCCGUCCGCCCCUCCCUCGUGUGCCGGGAGGUGCGGCUGCUCCUGCUCCGGACAGCUGCCGCGAGGUGCCCCUGUUUGCCGUCGCACCGACCCCACGCCGGCCCCAGAGCUUCAAACCAUUGCAGCGCAGUUACCUGAUGAACCAACGAGGCAGCAAAAACGAGAUGCGAUGGAGCUGUCCUAGCGGAUCAGUUUUGUAUAAAGCCCAAUCCCAGGAUGAGGAUGCUCUUGUUAAUGCGGCAGCAAAUUUACAUAUGGUUCUUGUCAGCAGUAACGGAAAUAAUGCAGAAACUCACUUCAACCGGCGAGUGAUGCGAUAUGAGAUACUUGACAUUCUUGAGUUCACAUCUGAUCGGAAAAGAAUGUCUGUUGUCGUUUUGGAUUGUCAGAGUGGCAAGUUUUUUCUCUUGUCCAAAGGCGCUGAUGAGGCAUUGCUUCCUUGUGCCUAUUCCGGUACUUUGUGAUAGGCUUGGAAUAGAAACAACUGCAGAAAUCACUGUAAUUGAAGUCUUACAACCAAACGUGUAUACGCAACCAAGUGAACAGGUGCAAUUCCUUACUGUUUCCUCUAUAUUGCUAUGUACAUUCUCUCUAAGCAAAUCAAUUGUGGUAUUGUCAUUGUCAUAUAUUUGUAAAAAACUACAAUUCUUCUACAUGCUUGAUACCUGUACACCUUCUUAAGGCACAAACGAAUUGCCCCCUGCUUUGUUUGUUCAAUUAAAAGGUUGCAGUCUUCUGAACA
Molecule: messenger RNA, 1097 nt
Organism: Panicum virgatum (switchgrass)
Lineage: Eukaryota; Viridiplantae; Streptophyta; Magnoliopsida; Poales; Poaceae
Exons: 5
Coding region: 103-819 (238 amino acids)
Biological process (GO): phospholipid translocation
Cellular component (GO): plasma membrane
Molecular function (GO): ATPase-coupled intramembrane lipid carrier activity; nucleotide binding
Source: RefSeq, a predicted model, not a curated record